Helianthus annuus (common sunflower) is the source of this 1239-nucleotide messenger RNA. Its product is annotated as E3 ubiquitin-protein ligase FANCL. Gene Ontology annotation, molecular function: ubiquitin protein ligase activity. The record is from RefSeq and is a predicted model, not a curated record. Bases 251 to 1099 code for a protein of 282 amino acids. Gene Ontology annotation, cellular component: nucleus; Fanconi anaemia nuclear complex. Lineage: Eukaryota; Viridiplantae; Streptophyta; Magnoliopsida; Asterales; Asteraceae. The transcript is spliced from 10 exons. Gene Ontology annotation, biological process: protein monoubiquitination; interstrand cross-link repair.
GAAAUCAUUUGAAUGCUCUUACAUGUUAUUACCACGGGAUUCAAAACGUAAUUUACCAUAUAAAAUUGCACAUAUACCAUCUUUCCCAUAAGCCCUUCAAGUUCUAACAACCGUCAGACGAACCGAAGAGCUUUUCGUGGUUCCGACACGAUACUAACGCCGGCAGGAGACGUCGUCGACCUUCCACAUUCCAGUUCACUGUAAGUAAUCGAGAAUUUGUUGAAGUUUUGAUUUCAUUGUUCAUGACAGUAUGAAUAUGGCUCUGUCAUCAUCUUUCUCCCGUGCCAUUAAUGCUGAGAUUGAAGAGAUUGGAUGGGAACAUUUGGUGAGGUUGGCAGAAGAUCUAUCAUUUGUCACAUUUCGUGUUGUUGACAAGAAGGAAAGAGUUCACAUGCUAGAGAUUUUACUGGAUAAAUCUUACCCGAACUGUGCGCCGUCAGUUUCAGCUGAUGUUCCUUACUUAUUCGACUUGGUAUGGUCACGGAGUUCAAGACUUAACGAUGUCGUGAAGCAAUUUAAACAGCAUCUGGAGAAGCUUCAACAAUUUUGGUCAGCUGUGGAAGAUAUCGACCAAUCUCUUUUGGUUUCUGACUCAGCACAGUUGCAUCGCGCAACAUCAUUCCGGCAUAUAAAUAUUGGAAAUGAUUGCUCAAUAAUAUUAAAUAUACGUGUAAACGACCCAAGAUCUUUACCAGAGUGUCGUUUUUUGGGGUUGGACGAAAAUGUGAACUUGCUAAGGGAUAAAUGGCGUAGGAAUUGCAAUAAAUGGUCGAAAGACAAACUAUUUGCCGAAAAUCUAGCAACUUUGUUGGAGUUUCAACUUCCAGGACCUCCAGGCGUUGAGAAAAAUGAUCAGCAAAUUGAUUGCGGGAUAUGCUAUUCGCAAUUCCUUCCAGUAGAUGAUGAACUUGGGCCUAAAAGUGGAAGCAAAACAGAUUAUACAUGUGAAAAUACCACCUGCAGCAAAGCGUUUCAUAGCGUUUGCCUUGGGGAUUGGUUACGUUCCAUCACAACGACAAGACAGUCAUUCGAUGUUCUGUUUGGUAACUGUCCAUAUUGCUCUCAACCAGUUGCAGUCAAAAUUGGCGCAAGAAAAUAGAUAUUUUCUCGUUUAGAUUUCUCAUUCAAUAAAGAGUUUAUAAGUUAUAUAAAUUAACUCAAAUGUGAAUAACUGAAUAUUGUUAUGUUACUCAACCUUUUUAAGUUGAGAGGACCAAAAUAUGCAUAAAGUUAUAGGAA